Molecule: messenger RNA, 3534 nt
Organism: Acanthochromis polyacanthus (spiny chromis)
Lineage: Eukaryota; Metazoa; Chordata; Actinopteri; Pomacentridae
Gene: sh2d1ab
Product: SH2 domain containing 1A duplicate b
Exons: 3
Coding region: 2738-3208 (156 amino acids)
Source: RefSeq, a predicted model, not a curated record
UGACUGAGAGCUUUCCCCACCUGGGAAUGAGAGUGCUGAGAUUACUGUCAGCCUGGCAGAUGGACCUCCAGUCUCCUCGAUUUUCUGCCCCUCCCAGCAAGCCUCACAUGGGUUUUUUUUUCUACAUAUCAAGGCCAGAUAUCAUAUCGUAAUCUCAUAUUAAUGUCCUUAUGAUGCAUUCCAGUCCAGCCACUUGUGUUGGUUGAGGGAGCCGCCAGCUAUUCAAUGAUGUAUCUCUCUCUGCUAUUUGUGUCCAGUAUAGAUCUGCUGCAUUCUGCAUUGACCCUGGCUUGUCUCUCUGUGUGAGCUGAGAGCAGAUGGAACAUGCUGGAAAUGUGUUUUGUUAUAAUUGAUAAUCCUAGAUAAGCUUUUGCUUAGUGGUAAAGUGUUUUUUAUGUAUUUUAUGAAAGAUAGCUCUUUACAGAUUGAUAUGACACCAAAAGCAAGCAAAAAACUUCUUUUUUUGAUGAACUUGCUGUCGAUCAAGCCUCUAAAUUUUUACAUUGUGCCACUGGAUGGCGCUAAAAUUCUGCACAUGCAAUGAAUUAGACGCCACUGGCAUGCUUUACCCAGACAGAGGCCCAAAGUCCCACCGCUCAUGAUCUUUCUGAGCCGAGGGAAAAAUGGCUCUGACACAGACUGAUGACUCAUGUAGGCCACAGUUCUGAAUGUAUAAAAACACACAUUGUCAACGAAUGCUGCAUUAAAAAAAAAAAAAGAGCCACCAGCUCGGACAAAAUACUGAAAGCCACAAAUGCAAGGUUAACCUCUCUGAAGGGUCGUUUGUGAAGGAUUGCACGUGGUCGUGAACGGCACCAAAACCAGGAAAAAUACACAUCUCAAUGUGAUAGCUGAGCUUAAAAUACCAGAUGCUGUGCUAUCAGUUUGCUAGAAAAAAACAAAAAGCAUGUCAUGCAGUAAACACUGAAUAUUUUAAUCACUAGAUCCUUAAUUUGACACAGCAGAACUUUCCGACUGACAGGACAGAUUGCAGGAUGAUUUCUUUGUAGCUCGCAGAGUGUAUACAGUAUGCACGCAGCUUCAUUAGCUGAUUUCUCUCUCUUUCGCAGAGCAGGUGCGAGCAUCCUUGACACAUGUUUAGUAGAAGACAGUCCGGUGACAUGUGGCUGAGAAUAUGUGUGAUGAGGAAAUGUAUGCUGAGAAGUGUACGGUAAACAGCAGGUGAUAAACUUCUUGCUUGUCUGCAAUGAAAUGUCUUCUUCUCGCGUAUCAGUUGGAUUUAAUUAAAGCUCUAGCUGCAGAUUAGCCUCUGAUUGUUUCCCUUGACGUGUUUUAAAAGUUAAAGUAGGAAAAUGGAAGAAUUUGCUGUAUUUUUCCAAUUGUGGAAAGUCAGUGAGUCUGUAGGAGGCAACAAGAAAGGGCCAAAUGUGACCUUUUAUCACAACUGUCAUGCCUCAUCAUAUGAGUUUGUGCAAUCUCAUAAUAGCCAGUAAUUUAAAUCUUGAACACAAAUAAAAUGCAAGAAAGUAAAUAUUAUAAAACAGGCUGCAGCUCACUUGUAGUACCAUUCUAAAGCAAACAAGCAUGGAACAAAAUGCAAAACAUCAGCUUACUUCUUUGUCGGCCCUUCAGUGCUGACAACGUGGUCCUUGUUUGAACCCAAUUGCGUAUCCUUGAACUAAAUACAUGAGCUCAAGUGGUGCACUUAUUCUAAGUGUAAUUUUUUGGUACUUGAUACUUCCACUCUACUACAUUUCAGUGAAUAAUAAUGCACCUUUUCUUCCACUACAUUCAUUUUCCAGCUGUAGCUUCUUUACUGAUUUAGAUUUUGGAUACAAUAUAUUGUGUAAACACAUGCAUAUUUGUAAUUCAAAUGCAAUGAAAGGUAAAGUUAUCUAAUAUUUAACCAAAAAUUUUUUUUUAAAAUACAAUUUUCUGGUUAAAAUGUACUUAAAAAUGUAUAUGAAGUAGUUCAAACUAGCUUCACAUCACCAGUUACAACACUAAAAUGCUGAGGCACCAGUAAUGAUCUAGUACUUUGUACUUAAUUUCCAUUUAUGUGAUAAUAUUUCUGUACUUUUGCCUUAAAAUGCAGGACUCUUUGUAAGUGGAGUAUUUUUAUAUUAGUAUCAUGGAACUUUUGUAAGAUAAAAGAUCUGAAAGCAUCUUGCGUCACUAAAUCUUAAUUUUACAUCAUUAUUCGUGGAAGCUGUGGUGGAAAUGUGGUGUUAAUGACAAAACAAAGCGUGGUUGGAAACUGUGUAGCUCGCGGCAUAUGCUUAAUAUACGUUUUCCUGUGUGAAAAUGGUGAUAUUACUUAUUUUUGUCCCCUUCUUGUGCUUUCUAUUGUUGAGGAAAUAUUCCGUUAGCAUCUUUGAAGUUAUUUCCUGUCGAAAAAUACAAUCAUUUCCUGAGAGAUACACGAACCCACAUUUUACGUGCGUGUGUUUUACAGAGAACAAAGACGACUCCGAGCAUCAAGUCAGACUGGUUGGAGGUUGGAGAGCUCUGCUCUCAGAGUCUGGGUGAGAAAGUGGAAAAAAAAAUCUGCGAGUUCGCUUGGCAAAGCUCAGCCUCCCUGAACAGAGAAUUUGAAACAGUGAGAAGCAAGUAAUCGAAUGAGAGCACUGGACAGCUGCCUUACCUGUGUUUGCAGUCUGGAGAAGAUACAGCGAAGACAAAAAGUAAAAAGUUGAAGGCAAGAAAGACAAGGAGGAGAGUUGACACUUGGGAGGAGGAAGAAAACCUAAAAAAGCACAUCUGGAGAGAAGCAGAGAUGGAAAACCUGCCUGUCUACCACGGACCCAUUGGUAAAGAAGAAGGGGAGCGGCGGCUGGCCCAGGACGGCCGAGAUGGGUGCUACCUCGUCCGCAACAGUGACUCUGUGGAAGGCGUCUUCUGCCUGUGUGUGCUGUGCAACGGAUACGUCUACACAUACAGACUCCACAGAGAUGACACGGGUUCGUGGGCUGCAGAGACCACUCCUGGUGUGCAGAAACGAUAUUUCCGGAAGAUCAGGAACUUGAUAGCAGCUUUCCAGAAGCCUGGACAAGGAAUUGCCAUGCCUCUGCUCUACCCCAUCACCGCUCAGAGACGGGCGCAAACACACACCGAGCCACCGAUGCCCAGCAAUAGCCAGUCGCCGACGUACAGCAGCUCAAACCCUUGCUUCAAUCAGCUGACGCCACAUGCUGCUCAGGGACAGAAAAACAGGAACAAGAAGGAGGUGCAGCAAGCUUUUAGUUAGGGGCAAACCCUAACCUCACCACUGAGCUAAUUAGGAAGAAAAACACAAUUUUUGCAUAGUUCCUAGCAUGAUGUCUGUGAAGUAAAUGUCAUUUUUUUCCUUGUUUGUUAAGUUCUUUUAGCGGUGACUCAGAUCUCCUUCCGGUAUCUUCCUCUCUGCACAUGCAGCCCCAUAACGUUCAGGGAUGUGAUGUGAAAUAUUCCACCGCUGGAACAUUAAUAUCCAUUACUGCAUGCAUAAGUUGACAACAAAUAUUGUGCUCUGUUCUCUUAAUGCAAUAGAGUUGUGUGAUUGGCGAAGAAAAAUAAAUGAUAUUGGUUUGGAAA